Molecule: messenger RNA, 951 nt
Organism: Darwinula stevensoni
Lineage: Eukaryota; Metazoa; Arthropoda; Ostracoda; Podocopida; Darwinulidae
Source: the annotation of a GenBank genome assembly
AUGGAAAAGCUGUUGUUUGCCUCAAAGUUAAGGUCGGAGUCGAGUUCACCUCCCUCUCGGAGUUCAUCGUCUCGAAGGAAGAAAGGGGAUUCUAAGGGGAAAAGAAGGAGAAGGAGAAGUCGGUCUCUUUCAUCUCCUGAAUAUGGUGAGAGAGCCAAGCGCAGGUCGAGAUCAAAUUCAAAGAGAAAAGAUCGGCAUUCGUCAUCACGGGAUUACAUCACCGAGUUCAGGCGUUCCCCCAGUCCCAGCCCAUCUCGUGAUCGCAGUCAUAAGAGGAAGGAGGAGCGAUCGAGAGAUGGAGAGUCUUCGUCGAGCUCUCGGAGUUAUGGGGAAGUGAACAAUGAUAGGGGUUCACUAAGAGACAAAGAAAGACUUCCUGUCCAAGUCAAAGAAGAGGCUACCUCACUUCCUCCACCCCCUCCUCCACCCAUGAACCAGCCCUACCCUCUUACUAAGGAGCAAGUUCGCCUGCUUCUUCUUUAUGACUUCCGAAUCAAGAAGAAGGCAGCCAAUUCCAUCGCUGACAUCAAUACCGCGUUUGGCCCGGACACUGUGUCCAAGAGCACUGCCUAUGAUUGGUACAGUCGCUUCCAGAAAGGAAAUGAAAGCCUGGAAGACCAGCCACGCACCGGUCGUCCUUCGGAGUUUGAUAACUCUGCCUUGCAGGAGGCACUGGAGGCCAACAACCGGCAAACAUCGCGAGAGCUUGCGGACUUGCUGGAGUCUGGAAUAGAAGCUGUGGAGGAGGCAAGGAGAUGGGCAGAUGCUCUUCUGUCCAUUGGAGGUGAGGGAUUCGCACCGGAGACAUUUCACUCCUCUCGUUCUCAAAAAGCCUCAUCUCAGUCCUUCCUCUCUGCCCCAACUAUAACCGUGAUUGGCAAUGGAGCAUCUGGCAGUGAGAGUCAGAUCCACCAAGAUGCUCUCCUCCAUCCAGCAGACUCAACAUUAUAA